Saxophila tyrrhenica is the source of this 5184-nucleotide messenger RNA. RefSeq lists its product as uncharacterized. NCBI's taxonomy places the organism in Eukaryota, Fungi, Ascomycota, Dothideomycetes, Mycosphaerellales, Extremaceae. Gene Ontology annotation, molecular function: polygalacturonase activity; protein binding. The transcript has 9 exons. Gene Ontology annotation, biological process: carbohydrate metabolic process. The coding region runs from base 1 to 5184 and encodes 1727 amino acids. The record is from RefSeq and is a predicted model, not a curated record.
AUGGACGAUGAAGAUGAAUGGGAUGAAGAUGAUGGCCACUUCACCGGCAAAACUCUGGACGCCGCUACGCUCAACUCCUCCCUGGGAGUCCACUACCACAAUGGACGGAUCACUGUGCUGAAGCCAGGAGCACCGGACGAAACAUUGGAGACUACCAGUAUAGCACUUCUUUCGGGGUUGAGAAGGCUACCUGUACUGGCAUUAUCUGAUGGCCCGUCGAACCUUUUCGCCCUGUCCGAAGGCCCGGUCAUACGUGUCUACGAGCUGAGCAGCUUGUCUAUCGUCUGCACGUUGUCUGGCAAUGGGAGAACAGUGACCGCACUACAAUGGAUGCCUCAGCGAACGACGACUCUGGUAGCAGGAUGUAUCGAUGGCAGCGUGGCAUUAUGGGACGUCCACUCUGCAAAGCGGCCGUAUCUUCGGCUAGCCGCUCACGCAGGGCUCUGCAGUGGUCUUUCAACUCAGCCUAAUAGCACGAACAUGAUUGCGUCUGUGCAUCAAGAUCAGACAUUGAUCUGGAACCUUGACCACACUUCUUCUCGGCCAGUGGCAAGACUGUCCGCAGAGCAGAAGUCAUUCGGCAGCGUAGCCUGGCGACCUGGCAACAGUGGUCAUCUGGCCGUCUGCACCUCGGACGGCAUCUUGAAAGUAUACGACGCGAACGAUGCGGCCUUGCUCAAGCGGAAUGGUACAGGGCUGUCUUCUAGUGAUAGCGAGGACAGCGACGAUGUCGGAGGUAGCGUGCUUCGACCAGAUUUGCACAAGCCACGAGAAAUUGCGAGUCUGGUUCUCUCGGAGGCUUUGAGUCAGAUACAGUGGAUCAACAGUGAUCUACUACUACUUCUGGAUGAACGAAACAAUGAAGCUGUGGUGCUCGACUUCAACGAAAACGAGCGCAUGAUUGGUCACUAUUGGUCGUGCGAGCUGCCGUCUCAAACAGUUGCACUCCACAUUCAGUAUCUACACGGAACUGCCUGUAUUGUCACGAUUGGCAAGCGUGGUAUCGAAAGCCAUGACCUACGAUCGGACGUUCACAAUCGCCUGGUUUCGAUGCCGUCGAAGGAACAGGUGGCCUCGUUUUCCUUGCCCACGUCUCCGGGAGUAAACCAGACAGCAAAGGGCGCUCAAAAAGUACCUUCUGGCAAUGAAGACAUGGGAAAGAGCUUUUCCAUGACGCCGGUGCCAAUCUCCAGUCAGCACACGUCAACAUCAAGCUUCGCAAAGACCUCAAGGCAGCUUCAGCGGACCCGAAGAUUGUCAAGACUCUCAGGCACCGCGCAUCCCUCUGCUGUCGAGAAGACUUCUGCGGCCUCACAACCUCAAUCGAUGACCUCGAGUCUUGAACUACCAAAGCCUGACAGCGAGCACGACUCACCAAUGCCGUUCUUGUCACCAAGCAUACCAGCUCGAAGAUCGCCUCAAACAGUGAUUGCUUCACUGGACGACAGCAUCUUUAGGCUACCACCACUGCCAGAUUCGUCUUUGGAUUCGGGCCAUGCGCCUCCCUUGAUGCCUGAUAACGACGAUGAUGAUUCAGAGGAUGAGACGUUCGUGGACCGCUUACAAGGCAGUGCUACUUUUCUUCCUGGGGGUAUCAAUGUCCCACUUCCGAAAGCCUGUGGUGCCUUGUUCGCACCAAAUGGUCAGCUCUUAACAUUCUUCCCGUCUAGACCCCGUUCCGCAGUCAUGGAGCGUGAAGCUUUGCCAGCCGCUAGAACCCCAAUGCGAAGACAUCAACGGAGAAGCGGGAAGAUUGCGAGGCUUUUUCCGACGUUUGGCAAUCUGAUGGACGACAGUGGAGCUUCGGACAGCGAUGAGUCGGACUCUGUCGUAUCUGAUGACUUUGACUUGGAUGAAGCUGAAGACCUCUUCCCAAACUUUCAGAUGCCUCAAUCAUCCUUCCAGAGUCAACAUUCGUGGCAGGCUCGGACGUCGCCUAGCAGAAACGACUUCCGCCUUGAACCACAGGUGCAAACCAACAUCAACAUCGCGGUCCAUGAUCUCGACGAUGCAGUUCUUCCGCUCCGGAUACAGCGACUCCUGGCACAUGAGUACCGGAUCCUGCGGGAUGAUGCAGGAUCGGGCGCUGGCGUGUGCGAGCACAAUGCUGAGGUGGCGGGCUCGAACGGGUUGACCAACAAUGCACUUAUCUGGCGGCUGAUCGGGCUGCUGUUGGAAGACAAGGUUCCCGUUGAAGCUCUGCAGCGCGCUGGCGACGACAAGAGCGUUCUUGUCGUUGCACAGACAGCCGUCUCCUGCGCCAGAAUUGAGUCUGACCUUGAGCUUUCUACCUUUCCCAAGCAGAUUGACAAUUUCGGGCGCCUUCGAUGGGCGGACGAUCCACUCGGUGAAGCGUGGCUGGUACGGCGCAUCUUUGAGUGGGCAGAGGCUUGUGCUGAUGUGCAGCAUUUGGCGUGCUUCGCUGCCGUCCUCGCUGAGGCAGACCGAAAGAAGCAUGGUGAGGAGACGAACAUCGGCCAAUCUUUCUACAGCAAGUUUCCAACGUAUGGCCUCGACUAUUUCACCGAUGCCUCUUUGGCAACCCUUCCUCCUCGGACCACCUUUCAGGAAACUCCUGUGCUGCGCGCAAGAAGACCUACGAACGUGGUUGAAGAGAAAUCGCCGCCAAAACUGCAUCGAGACUCCACUACCAUCUCAAGGACAUCUUCACAGUUGGCCACGCCACACGUUGACCCCACGGGUACCACGCCGCCAUUCUCACUGCCAGCCCUGUCAAGACAAGGAAGCCGACUGUCUGCAUCUGGAUCUGCAAGCCCGGAAGCCCAUCGAAGCAGCUUCAGCGCCGCAGCUAAGUACUACGCUCAGUCGAUCUCGGACAAGUUUACCUCCUACAGCACCUACGGAACUUCGCCACCAACAAGAAAGACGGGAAUGAGUGUCAGUCCCAGUAACAAUGAACUGUCCUCGAGCUUGCCAAGCGGCAGCUGGAGCAAAACAGUUUCCUUCGCCGCGCCAUCAGCCACUGCGGUCACCGCUCGCGGGAGCCUGCUCAGCAAAAGCUUCGAGGAGCAGCUUGAAGAUCCCUACGAUAGCGACAAAACGAUCGAGGACAGCAGUUUACCGCACACGCCGAAGAGUGGCACUGGUGAUGUCUUGGUUCGUCACAAGAAUCAACAUGCCUUUGAUGAUGAGAUCUCAGGUGGCGCGAAGGCACCGUUUCUAUCAGAUGAUGUUGCCAGAAAGGCUCAAGUUUGGGUGCAGCACUAUGCAGAAUCUCUGCGAAACUGGGGCAUGAUGAUGAAGGCGACAGAGCUGGAGAAGAUGAUCGCUCCCGCAGACACGGAGAUCGGAUCUCGUGUGACAUCCCAUGCUGAAGACGAGGGUGUAGUACCGAUGCGCGAGGAAGAUGCUUCAAAGAUCGAAACCUGCGCCAUCUGCACGACCGUGCUGAGAUCAACGGAACAGAUCUGUCUUCAGUGCUUGCACACGUCGCACCUUGACUGUCUGGCUGAUUACAGUGUCGCUUCAGCUGACGAGGACUUCACAUGUCCCGCAGGUUGUGGUUGCAAUUGUUCGCGGCUCGAGCUUGUGAUGGAAGAGGUGAAACCAGCAUUGCAGGCGGCAAGACCGGUGUAUCGAAAGAAGCCGAGCUUUACGGAUCCUCGACGUUGGAGGGCGAGAAUUGAGGGAGACAGUGGACCUCCGGCAUUCGCGGCAGAGCUCUGCUUGGUCAAGCAUUUCUGCAAAAGCUUGUCGGCUCCACGUCCGGACGAUGAACAACCACGGAGAGAAAACCUCCAUCAUGCUCCACUCGCAUCUCUGAUUUCAUACAGUGCCCCGCGCCUGCCCGUUGUCGAUCAAGACGACAUCGCAGCGUCGCUCAGUCAAUCCAACACCCGUCACGACCACCGCUCUCCCAGGCACAGAAACACCUUCGCAACACUGGAGACCAGACAGGCCAGACCAGAAGGACCACCAUACAAUGGAUUCACUUCUCGGCCACCGAGGACGAAGAAGUGUGUUGUGGAAGCCUGCAACGACCCUAGCAAAGACGACGCCCCAGCCAUCCGUCGUGCUUUCCAGCAAUGCCAUGAGGAUGCCCAUGUCUUGUUUGAGAAUAGUACGUACUAUGUUCAUACUGUGCUGAACACGACUGGGCUGCGCAAUGUCGAUGUCGAGGUGAAGGGAACGCUGAUGUGGGAUAACUCGGACAUUGACUAUUGGCGGAACAACUCGCUCUACAUCGGGUUUCAGAACCAGACAUCAGCAUGGUUCUUCGGCGGAGAUCAGGUGCAUUGCUAUGGUCACGGAUACGGCACGUUGAACGGUAAUGGCCAGGUGUGGUAUACGUACAGCAAUGGGACUAGCAAUCUGCACGGUCGACCGCAUGCCAUCACCAUCAGCGACACCACCGACUCGGUCGUCGAGGGGCUGAACUUUGUCAAGUCGCAGAUGUGGACGAGCACAGUCAUCAGAUCCGAGCGAGUGCUUCUGCAGGACAUUUACGUCAACAACAGCUGCGAGCCUGGCGUCGGGACAUUUGAUAGGUGCAAUGUCAACACUGACGGUUGUGAUACGGUGUACGCCAACAACAUCACAUUCAAGCGCUGGACGGUCGACAACGGCGACGAUGGAAUUGCUCUCAAACAGAACUCUACCAAUAUCUACGUCGAAGACAGCGAAUUCUACAACGGCGUUGCUGGUAUUGCAUUUGGCUCAAUCGGCCAGUAUCCCGGACAGAUUGAAGUGAUUGAGAACUUCACAGCCCGCAAUCUCUACAACUCAAACACCAAGUAUGCUGCCUAUCUCAAGACAUGGACGGGCUUGAACAAGGGCUACCCGCCAAACGGUGGUGGUGGCGGCCUCGGUCACGCAAUGAAUCUCAGCUGCAUCGACUUCACUACGAACAAUGUGAGUCUGCCAUGGGCGAUCAAUCAGAAGACGUCAUACAAUGGCCAACCGGGCGGAGAGAACACUUCUCGCUUCCAGAUCGGAGACAUGCACCUCGACAACGCCUCAGGAACAGUCGUAGGUCCAUUCGAAGCAGCCUUCCAAUGCAGCGGUGCUUCACCGUGCGACAGCAUCCAGAUCUCGGACAAUAGCUUCACGACGCUGAGCAACGGGACCGCUGCGACGGGAGUCAGAUGCAGCAACGUUGUUGAUCCGAUGGGCUUCAAUUGCACGGCCGAUUGUGGCUCGCAGGAUGAGUUGUGCCCGAGCUAG